GAUAGAAAGGUAAAUUCAUGGUCAGGAAAUGUUGAAAUUGGUGUCACAUCAUGUCAUCCUGAUACCUUGGAAUUACCUGCAGUUGGUGUAUCGUUACGGCAUGGAUCUUGGGUGAUGUCUGGUAACUCAAUACUAAAAGAUGGGAUAGCGUUAAAAGAAUUUUAUGGACGUGAUUUAGAUAAAUUAAAUGAAGGCGAUCGUUUAGGUGUAAUGCGAACAUCAAAUAAUGAUUUGUUAAUAUUUAUCAACGGUAUAUCACAAGGUGUAGCAGCAACAGAUUUACCCACAACGUUAUACGCUGUUAUCGAUAUGUAUGGGAAAUGUGUACAAGUUUCAAUUUAUAAUGCUGGCCCACUAGAACACAAUAACGAUGAUUUUCUAAGUUGUGGCGAAAGUUCACAAUUAACUUUAGAUAAUGAAGUUACUGGCAUGAGUAUGAGUUUGGCGUCUAAUUUGAGUGAGCUUAGUUUGGAUUUACGGCAAGAUUGGAAUGUAAGUUUAAAUUUACCAAUAGAAAAUGCAAACAACAAUAAUGUUUUAAUACCAGCUAGUGGUGGUGAUAAUAUGAUUACAUCACCAAGAGAUCGCCUUCGAUUUCAUGUACGAUGUGGUUCAUUAGUUAAAUUAACUGCAAAUUAUCGAUCAGCAGAACGUCGAAGACCUUUAGAUGAAUUUAAUAAUGGUGUCGUUAUGACUAACCGACCAUUACAAGAUGAUGAAUUAUUUGAAAUACGAAUUGAUCGUUUAGUAGAAAAGUGGAGUGGUAGUAUCGAGGUUGGUGUUACAACGCACAAUCCAGCAACUUUAGAAUUUCCAGCGACUAUGACAAAUAUGCGUAGCGGUACAAUUAUGAUGUCCGGUUGUGGAAUUUUAACGAAUGGUAAAGGUACACGACGUGAAUAUGGUGAAUUUAAUUUAGAUGAAUUACGUGAAGGUGACCGCGUUGGUAUGAUGCGUAAAUCAAAUGGAAAUCUACACUAUUUUAUAAAUGGUUUGGAUCAAGGUAUUGCGGCGUUUAAAGUUGCACAUAAUGUGUGGGGUGUUAUUGAUUUAUAUGGCAUGACAAUUAAGGUAACAAUUGUCGAUAAGGAUGAACGUGAAUCACAAAAUCUAAUCACACGUCGUAAUACAUUGUUACGUGAUCAACAUUUAAAUAUUGUCGAAUCUCAAUCAGCUGAAAUUGAUUGUUACGAUCGUUUAAUGUUUCAUCCAAAUUGUGGUGCACAUGCUGAUGUUAUAAAUAAUGGACGAACUGCACAUCGACCUAAUGCUGUUGAUGAUUUUAACAAUGGUGUUGUUUUAACAUCACGUCCAUUAAAAACUAACGAACAGUUCGAAGUACGUUUGGAUAAGGUUGUUGCUAAAUGGGCUGGAUCCAUUGAAAUUGGUGUAACUACUCAUUCACCGACUGAACUAGAGUUUCCUUUUACUAUGACAAAUGUCAGAUCUGGAACAUGGAUGAUGACUGGAAAUGGUGUCAUGCACAAUGGAACUACAGUGAUAGAUCAAUAUGGUCAAAAUUUAGAUCGUUUACAAGUUGGAGAUCGUGUUGGAGUCAUACGUAAAGAAAAUGGUACGUUACACUUUUUUGUUAAUGGUAUUGAUCAAGGUCCGGCUGCAACAAGUGUUCCGGAUCGUGUGUACGGUGUAAUUGAUUUGUAUGGACAAGCUGCUCAAGCCACAAUACAAGAUGCAUUAGAUUAUUCACCAGAUACAAGUGAUCUUCGAUUCCAUCAUAUUAGUGGUAAAAAUGCACGAAUAUCAAAUAAUGGAUUAACUGCAUCCAGGCCACGUGCAUUAGCUGAAUUUAACGAUGCUAUUGUAUUUUCAAAUCGACCGCUACGCGAAGAGGAAUUAUUUGAAAUUGUAUUAGAAAAAAUGGUAGAUCGAUGGUCAGGUAGUAUUGAAUUGGGUGUUAGUGCAGUGCGUCCCGAAGAGCUAGAAUUACCAAGUACUGCUACUGAUUUAGAACAUGAUACAUGGAUGUUGAGUGGUGCUGUUGUCAUGGAAAAUGGUGUAAAUCUUAAAAAUGGAUAUAAAUUAGAUUUGGAUACACUAAGUGCCGAUUCGAAAAUAGGUGUAUUACGACAUGCCGAUGGAAUGUUACAUUACUUUUUAAAUGGUGUUGAUCAAGGGCCAGCAUGUCGUGUAAGUGCAUCGUCCGUAUACGCCGUAGUUGAUUUAUAUGGACAAUGCGCUCAAGUAACCAUUAUCGGUAACAAUUCACGAUCAAUUGUACCAUUAGCAUCACCCGUUCAAAGUGAAGAACCUACACCGGCAUCGUUACAAGCGAGUAUUGUACACAAUCCAGCGCAUAAUGUUAUGAAUGCUCCACAACCACUUGAUUCAUAUCUUGCACAUAAAUUCGCUGAUUUUCAUGGUAAAAAUAUUAUACUCUCAGAGAAUAAUACAAUUGCAACACGAAUAAAAGAUAAUUCACAAUGUUUUGUAUUUACAUCGCAUCCAUUAAAUACGGAUGAAUUGUUUGAAAUUGAGAUCAUGUCUUUGGCACCACAAUAUGCUGGUAGCAUGAAAUUUGGUGUUACGACAAUGAAUAUAGCGGAUACAAAAGUUCAAGCCACAUUAUCCAGUAAUAUUAUGUUAAAUACUUUAGUGGCCGAUUGGUAUGUUACAGGGAACGAUAUUUAUGUAAAAUCAAAAUUAUCAAACAUGAAAUUUUGUCCAAGUUUAGAGUGGCUUCGUGUAGGUGAUCGAAUUGGUAUUAAACGAAGUCACGAUGGAACUUUACGAAUUUUAAUUAAUUCAGAAGAAAUGGCUAUUAUUGCAAAUAAUGUUCCAGAGGGUUUAUACGGCAUGAUUACGGUUUGUGGCCGAACGAGUGGUAUACAUAUAACAAGUUUCAAAUCACCACCGCCAGCGAUGACUACAACAAUGUCUAUGUCAAUGUCACCGUUGGCUAGUUUAAAAUUACACGAUAGUCUAGAAUUAGUAUUAGAUCCACCAUCACAUUUGGGUAAACCAAUGGAUGUAGCGGAUGGUACUGAUGUUGAAUCAAUAUCAGAGACGGAUCGUUAUGAAUUUUAUGAAGUACAUGGUAGAAAUAUUGAAAUAUUAUCAAAUCGUGUUACAGCUCGACGUGUUGCAUCGUAUAAUCAAGGUGUUGUUAUUGUUAGUCGACCAUUAAUCAAGGGACAAAUUUUAGAGAUUAAAGUAGAAAAAAUCAAUGAAAAAUGGACAUCAUCAUUAAUGUUGGGAAUUGUUUGUAUCCCACCAUGUAAAGUAAAUUUUUCCGUAACUACACUUCAUGGAUUCAAAAAACAUUGUUGGAUUAUCUCUAGUGAUUGGUUAUCAAUUAAUGGAAUUAAGAUCAAAUCAAAUUAUGGUAUAGUACUUGAUAAAUUAACAGCUGGAAGUAUCGUUGGUUUACUUUUAUCGGAAACUGGACGAUUAUUUCUUUAUGUAGAUGGUGUUAAUUUAGGUCCAUUACCUGCUGGAUUACCAACGUCGCAUAAUUAUCAUGCAGUAUUCGAUUUAUACGGACAAUGUGAACAGAUAACAAUAUUAAAUAAUCAAUGUGAUAAUUCUGAUCUAAUUGAACAAAAAACUGCAACAUUAUCAAAUCAAUUAUCUGCUGACAUACCAUCAACUUCUGGCACUGAUAAUAAUCAACAAUUUGAAAAGGCUGAUCUUGAAUCUCAUGAAAAAGAAACACAUAAUUCUGAUAGUAAUUUAGCAGCUUGCUCAUCACAAGAACAACCAUCACAAACAAAAUUAAUGAUUGCAGAUACAGAAACGACAAUACUUCAUCAGAAUAUUCAACAACCGCCAUUAGUACCGGUUAUUAUUCAAGAAAAUCAAUCACAAAAAUGUGAAUAUUUAAAAGAAUGUUUAAAUUUUAAGAAUAGUCUUGUUUUACCUGAAGAAUUUUUUUCAUCGGAUGAACCGAUUUGUUAUUGUUCAAAUUGUUAUUAUGCUGGUAAUGAAACAUAUUUACGAAAAGGAGAUCCACCGGAGGAAUAUUCAAUACCAUUCGGCUGGACAAAAUUCUUAUUAAAAUGCCCUGCAUCAACAAAUGUUAUGACUGAAAAAUGGCAUGUGGCAUUUUAUGGUACUAAAUUAAAUGUAAUUCGUGCAAUUUUAGAUAGACGGCAACCAUUAACUAAAGAACAACAAGAAUCUUCAAAUUUAUUAAGUUGGCCAAUUGAGAAAGGAGAAUCAAGCAGCUCGCAAAUUGUAUUUUCGCCUUGUCUCGAAUAUGCUACUUCAAAUAUCAAACAUAGCUAUAUCGAUAAAUGUACUUCAAAUAAAAUUCAAGUAACUGCAGCUUUUCAACUACUUGUACGACCUGGUUCAUAUUCAAUAAACCAAGGCACUGAAUCGAAUACAGAUGAAUCAAGUUGUACAAGUUCGACCACAUCAUCAUCACAAACAUGUAAAACAUUACGUUCGGUUAAAGAAUGGUAUACAAAAGAAACUGGUGCCAUUGUAUUAAAUAGUUUAUUAUUAAAACUCGAAACAUUUUAAUUUAAAAAAAAAAGGUGUAUAAAGUGUCACAAGUGGUAUCGCAAAUCUUGUAGAUUAAAGUGCCGUAAUAUUAUUACUAGUUACUGUUUAACAUAACAUGUGUUUUUAUGUUUUUUAAAUCAUUUUGAUUUAAUAGACUCAAAUUUUAUCAAAAUGUUGUAAAAUAGUAGACUUAGCGUGACAGUUGAACCACGAAAAAGGGUUAAUCUACGACACCGGUUUUUGAACAAGUCUUCAGCCAAUUUUUUUGUACUCGACUUAAAAUGGGUACCAUGAAGUAGCGAGUUUAAUUUUGGAGGACAAAAAUAAGUCAGGCAAGACAAAAUUUGAUAAUUACAGUAACUUUCCCAUGAUAUUUAUCGGAAUUUUGACCAUAAAUUCGGUCACAAAUGCUCUUCAUUAAGUUUAAGAAUUAUUUAUUGAUUGUCUGUCUUUUCAGGACAGUUUUAUGAUGGACAAUUCACGAUGGCCGACUUUAACGAUUCUUCCUUGAACGUUUUGUACCGGUUGCAAGUCCGUGUGUUUUAUAAAACUUUUUCCGCCUAUAAAUCUUUUCUAACACUUGUAGCAAGUCGAUAAACGAUAUUUGACGUACUACUAAGUUGUACUGGUUUAACGAGUCCCUGUAAAUAUAGAAGUUGAUCUUGUCAAUCGGCUAUUAUUUUAGACACAAAUUUAAAAAAACGAUUACCAACUUUAAUCAUUUUGCUUACUUUUUAAAUUAUAAAUUACCGAUACUUUUUCGAAGAAUUUAUGACAAUUUUCAUAGUCCAUCAUUUGAUUCCAGAUAAAAGACUGCUUCUUUGAUAUUAUACAUUAGGCAGCUAGACUACGAACUAUAGAAGUUCUUCUUUCUACGAAUUAUAGAAUGAAAAACUUUAACACGCAAUAACAUUAUUAGUAUUAUUUUCCAACUUAAGGUGGCACUUUAAUUGCGUUUAAUAAAAUACCGCUAUUUGCACUAUAUAUACUCUUCCUUAUUACAAAAAAAAAAUCAUACAAAUUAUACAAAAAAAAACUUUAUACGCUUUAUUUCUCAUAUAUAUAUGCGCAGCAACUUUUUUGACAAAUUCUAGUCAUUGUUUAAAGGUAUUUUUCCAUUGCACCCAACAUGAAAAAGACAUUCCGGUUUUGUAUUAAUUGAAAAUAAUAAAAUUAUAUAAUUUUGUGUUUUACGAAGUUUUCGUCACGAAUAGUUUAGUAUGAAAAAAUGUUUUUAAAAAAAUCGUGCGCAAACCAUAUUUUUAUGUAUGGUUAUACGGGGGUAUCAAUAAAUCUCUGGUAGGGACCUGAAAUUUUAUUUAAAAUGAGAAUUUAAAUUGAUAUUAAGACUUUUUAAUUUGGAUGAAGUAUGUCUAAAUAUUUCUUGAUGUAGUGAACAAAAUUAAGUUAAUACGUUUUCUCUGUCGAAUAGAAUCAAGAAGUGUUUAAGGUAGUAUAGCAGUAUCGAGAAGGGGUACAGAAUAGUCAAGUCAGCAAUCGUUUUUGAAUUAUUU
This is a messenger RNA of Chrysoperla carnea, 5981 nucleotides long. It is a transcript of the gene Neurl4, whose product is annotated as neuralized-like protein 4. The transcript has 20 exons. NCBI's taxonomy places the organism in Eukaryota, Metazoa, Arthropoda, Insecta, Neuroptera, Chrysopidae. The record is from RefSeq and is a predicted model, not a curated record. The coding region runs from base 115 to 4485 and encodes 1456 amino acids.